AUGCUAAACACUGAGCAGCAGCGGGCCGUCGAGUUUAAUGGGCAGUAUUUGCAGAUUAUAGCUGGGCCUGGUACCGGAAAAACACUCACUCUUGCUUCUAGAAUAGAGCGCCUUAUUGAGAAUGGAGAACUUUUGCCAGAACGAGUGCUAGCUUUAACUUUCACUAACAAUGCAGUCCAAGAGCUAAAAAUACGUCUCAGUAACAAGUUUGGCGACGAAAAAGCUAGUCUGAUGAAGGUUAUGACGUACCAUGCGUUCAGCACGUACUUGAUUUCUCUCAACCCUUCAGUAGUGGGUCUCAACCCGCUGCAAUGGGGCUCUGCCGAUGAAUGGGACCAACAAGUGAUUCUCCUCAGCUUGAGAGGGCUUGGAAGCAAUGCGCGAUCACGCCUGAAUAAACUGAGAUAUAUUCGUCGUGCAAUCAACAGCGGUCAAGCCGUGUAUUCUGGUCAAAUGAAAGCAUUAGAGUCCUACAAAAACGUGCUCCAGUCGUUACAGAUGGUUGAUUACGACACGAUGCUUGAGAUGGGUUCCAAAAUCAUUGCUGAAAUAGAUGAUGAGCAAUUGAACAUUGACCACAUAUUUUUGGAUGAGUUUCAGGAUAGCUCACCACUACAAUGGGAGCUGGUCAAUGCCCUGGUGAAAAAGAAUUCAAGCAGAAAGUUAACAGUCGUCGGUGACCCAAACCAAGAAAUAUAUGGUUUUAUGAAUGAAUGGCACAGCAGUUCGUUUUCCGUGAUGGAUAAAGACUUUCCCAAUAGUCAAAAAGUCCGCCUCGAUACAAGCUACCGGUCCAACCAGGAGAUAUGCGAUCUGACAGCUGAAAUGAUAAGUGGCGAGGCAGAAAAAGAGGAGGAAACAUCACUUACCAGUGUCAAGGGCUAUACUGGAGAUAUUCCUACCAUACAAUUGCAUGAUUCUACACAAGCUGAGUAUGAGAGCUUAGUUGCAAAUGUCAAAAGCUAUCUGUUAAAUAAUCGCCCGGACAACAUUGGCAUAUUGGUCCGGACUAAUGUUGACUUGGACACGGUUGCUAAAUUGUUUAUCGAAGCCGGAAUCCCUGUCGACACUUUUCUCAAUCGCUCUGUUCUGGCUAACCCUUAUGUGCGGUUAGUGUACUGUCUUUACAAGCAUGUCACACAACCAAGUGAUGUUUAUUUAUUACACUUGCUCACCAGUCAGAAGAGCACAAUUUUCAAUACGAGCCAGUCCACUAUUCUGAAAUCGUAUCUGGGUCAGACCGACAUAAUGGCUGCCGCCGGGUUGGUGGCAGCACGAUCUAGGACUCAUAAACAGGUUGAACAAAAGGUACGAGAAGUGGAUAUAUAUCUCAAAUCAUCUUUAGAGACUCUGCGUGCGACCCGGGAUGUACAAACAGUAAUAAGUGAAUCAAAUGAUUUAUUGAAACAGAUCAGCAGCGACGUGGUGCAGUCCCCGCCUGAACUGGAGUCUUUUUACGACUGGAUUGAAAGAUCUUCGCUGAACAAAAGUAGCUCUGAUGAGCCUCUUGUUCCGUGGAUUGUGAAAGAAAUUCGAAACCCAAGGUCCUCUGCUAGAGGUUCUAUUAGCAUUCACACUGUGCAUUCCGCCAAGGGCUUAGAAUGGGAUGCUGUAUUCAUGCCUAGAGUUGAACCAGGUGUUUAUCCCUUGUACUUUAACUCGGAGACCCUUCCCGACCGGAAGGUUCUAUAUGUUGGUAUGACUAGGGCCAAGAAAACCUUAGCCCUGUCUGCGACUCGAGUCGAGUCCACUUUUCUUUCUGGAUGCAAAACGCUAGUCCGCAAAGGAAUUAAGCCUCAAUCCGAGGGCGAUUUGCGCAGUCGCUAUCCGAAGUUGUUUGGACCACUUCCGUAUCUUUCAAAAUCUCAUGUUAGCUCUAUGAUCAAAAAGUUACAUCUAUGA
This is a messenger RNA of Wickerhamiella sorbophila, 1902 nucleotides long. RefSeq names its product ATP-dependent DNA helicase PcrA. NCBI's taxonomy places the organism in Eukaryota, Fungi, Ascomycota, Dipodascomycetes, Dipodascales, Trichomonascaceae. Gene Ontology annotation, biological process: recombinational repair. The transcript has a single exon. The coding region runs from base 1 to 1902 and encodes 633 amino acids. Gene Ontology annotation, molecular function: DNA binding; 3'-5' DNA helicase activity; ATP binding. The record is from RefSeq and is a predicted model, not a curated record.